CUUACACGAUAGACACGAACACGUGGAUCCACCCCUAAAGUGACAAUGAUAGUGAAGGUCUCUGGCUCCCACAGCAAAGUUGCAGGCUGUGGAUAUAUAUAUCUCUAUGUAGUCUAGCUGCGCCUAUGGCGACAAAUAUGGAAGACCCAAUAGUUGCUGUGGCUACUGAUGACCAUAGAGAACGAGAUCUCAGGGAGGCUUUUCAGAGACGUAGUGCGACCUUACGAGAAACUCUCAAACUCAAACCAACGGUUGGUGAUGGUCAUGACCAAGGGACUGGUGCUGCAGAGAACACUGAAACCAGUUUUACCAACACAAAGAGUUUACUGGAGAGUCUAAAGGAUCGGCGUCUUAAGCGCAAAGGUCAACUUCCCCCUCUUCAGCAAACCCCGCCCCCUGUCGGGCCUGAUACUGCUGAGUCAGCAGGUAGCUCGGAGCCGGGGGUGGACUUACAGGAGAGACUGAGGCAACGUAUUCAGAGAAGGCAAGGAGAUCUCAGGAGUAGUGGUGACACUUUCAACAUGGCUACCGAGCUUGACCCAGCACCGAAGAGAAAGCUUCGUGGGUUGAGAGACCAGCCUAGAGUGACUAGAUUUGACGAGCCCCUCCCUGACGAGCCACUAACGAGAUUCCCCACUGGAGGUGAGGAGAUAGAACAGAGUAAUCGCCUCAGGAGAAGAGCGCUCUACAGGACUGCCACUGUGGAGGAGGUGAAACAGAGGCAGGCACAUGUCUUGGAUCAGGAUGCGUACGAUUUUUUCACUUCUGAAAUAGAGAACUGCUCAUUCCCAGACGUUCCCACUCGUCUCCCUGACCAGUCUCAAGAGGAGGAGCCGGCUAGGGAGUUUGAAGACACUCACGGCUCUGAUCAUGACACUUCUGACACCGUGGCACUCAGAGAACAGCUGCUUCAGCAAAUUCAGAACGAGCAGGUGGAGGCUGAGGAGGUAGACAAUGAGGUAGACAAUGAAGAGGAAGCCCCCAUGAUUAGAGAGCAAUCAUCGGGUGAUUACAGGGAGCUACUCACACCAGGCUAUGCCAGGUACACUCCGUACAGAGUGAGAGUGGCUCGAGAAGAAGACACCUUCUUCACUCCUAGCACCACUCCAGUGUCUGCUGAGCAGAAGACGCCUGACUCUGGUCCCCCUCACUACGCCCAAGACGAGGGACUCUAUGUGGGGGAGAGACCACACGUCCUCUGGACCAACCAGGUCGCCAUGGAGAACAGGCUACUACGUAGAGAAGAUAAGGGUGCUGGUUGGUUUGGUGAUGAUGGCCUACUGCUGGUACAGCCCAACCCCCUCUCCCAGAUCCGCACCAGACCCCCCAUCCUCCAGUACUCCCCUCGUAGACCUGUCUCAUUCAAGCACGCUCGAUAUGAAGUGAAGAAUCAGAAACUCAUUAGCAAAGGGUCUGGGGAGGCUGAGUACGAGCUGGUGGUGAACGUCUCCUCCCUCCACUUCCAACACCACCCUCUAUUCAGUAUCGAGCACAUACUGUCCUCCAAGUUGCAGCAGGCCUGCAGUCAACUCAGCAAACGUCGGAUGGCCAAAGCGCAAGACUAUUAUCUAGAGAAGUUGCAAGGUUUGAGGCAAGCGGUGAUUGAUUUGCAACAGGCUCUUCAGAAUCAGGAGGGGUGUGAUGAGACUGAAGCUCGUCUGAUGGGCUACCUCCGAGAGGUGAGUAGAGUGAGGGAACAGAGGAGAGAGGCCCUUACCGCCGAUUACCACCUCCUCAAGACUAUACUCAAGACAUGGCAGGACCUGAAAGCACUGAGAGACAACCAGGGCUAUUCCAGCACCUCUGCCUGGGUCACUGUAAAGAGACUGCUUGUAAAUGCUGUUAACGAGGAGGGCUCCCUGCGACGAGAGCUGGAGGAGGAGGUGGAGGAAUUGAGGGAGCUCCACACCCUCGAUAGUAGAGGGCAUGCCCUCGACUAUCAGAGAGAGCUCGCUAACUGGAAGAUCUACGAGAAGGCCAGGAGGCGUGCAGUUCGAGAAACCACUCGAAUCCAGCAACAGCAGACACUGGAUGAUCAGUCACAAGUGGAGGGCUCUCAGACCAGCCUCAAUAACAACCCGAUUGCAGCAUUGCCUCCCGAGAGGCCCCGCCCCAUCCCGCCCCCUGCCUUCAACGAGGAUCAAGUGAGGGCUGAAUUGCUCGACUACCAGCAUCGUCACCUCAAGCCGCCCGGAGAUCCAAUCCUCACGCCCGAGUUCAGACACAACCACGCCCUCACUGGGGACAUCCCUCGUCUAGAGGCCCAGCGGAGAGAGGACACUGCCAGGGCCAAGCUCCAUGUGAGAGUGCUGUUUAACAACCAGCUUGUAUCCCAGACCAAGGAAUGCACCCUCAAUUCUGACUUUACGAGUGAAAUUCACGAGACCUUCAACCUGAAGAUCGUCGAAUGGCCAGAGAGUAUAAAACUGGAGAUAUUUGAAUCUGGGCUCAUAACGUCAACUCUCAUCUCAGAAGUGUAUGUUCCGAUACCAGACCCACUACUCACAGCAGACAGUGCGGGGGCGGGACGCGAGGCGUAUCAAUUCUCCAGCACCAAGAGGAUGGAGUAUGGGCACACUGGAGUCGGCAGUGGCCAGCCCCACCCUGUAUUGCCUGAGGAAGGUGUUCUCCUGACCUCGGGGGUCGUAAAAGUGGGUGCAUAUUGGGGGGUUGACAAUAGUGGAAGAUCCCUGUGCCCCCCUGGACUCUCACAACCGACAGCUUACAGCUCUGAUGCCAUAUCUUCACUGGGUAUGACUGGCAUUGCCGACUUGCAGGCGGUCAAGAGGUGGAUAGAGCGCUCUCGGCUUGACCCCAAUGACCCACGUAAUGCCGAGCUGCUUCACUUGCUAGAGUCGAUCCCAGCGUCGAGUGAGGAGACGUCUCACUUUCGACUGGUGGAUGUCGACUCUGCACUGCGGUUUAUGGGGGACGAGGAGUUUGAGGGAGACCGACGGUUCACUGUGCUCAGGAGCAGACAUGAUGGGCAUCCGGGCCUGAAGAAUGAGAGUGUCCCACUGGAGUCUCGGUGGAUCAGUGAGACUGAGUGGAGGGCCGUGCUCAAUUACAGACCGUACGCAGACUACGACAUCCCCCUACUUCUCUUUGGAGACUUCCACAGCAUCAGGAAGACGGAACAAAACAAGUUCCUCCUGGACAUUCGUGAGAGGGUACUCUCCAAGGCACGCUCUGGGAAAGAAGACCUCAACCUGGAGGAUGUGGUACACGCUUUCUCAGUGCCGGACGUUAGCGCUAUGAGAAAAGUUGUGGGGGAUCUAUUUUCGCCCAGACGACCUUUAAACCCUGUACGUAACACACGGAGAAAGCCCAAACGUCUCAAUGCCCAUGUAUCCAGUGCUAAGAUUUUAGUGAGAGUCGUGAGAGCUCUCAAUGUACCCAUACGGACCACUCAACAGAGCACAGGGGUACUAGCCCACCCCCUGUCAUCACUGGCCCCUCAUCUCUCCCUCACACCUCACCAGACAGAUUCAGAGGGCGUGGCGAUGGAACCUGGACCCUCUGGAGCUCUGCCCCUUGGUCUAGAGCUGGCAGACCCACAGUCAGGGUUCUCUCCUCAGGAGCUUAAGAUUGUGUGUCCUUAUGUGGAGAUUGGGUUCAGAGGGUCAGUGAUGAGAACUGCCACAGCCUAUGGUCCACAGCCGUUCUGGAAUGAAGAGAUCAGUGUACCAUUUCAGCCUCCAGACAACGAUUUUUCUCCGGGAGCCCUUCAGAAGAUCACGGAUAGCCUCUACAUCAGUCUGUUUGACGAGGUAGUGACUGACAUCCUGAGCGAUGAGAGGCAGAGGAGCACCAACAUCCACCACCGGAUAGAGAAGAAAUGGCUGGGCAGUUUCACUAUCCCCUUCUCUACACUGCAUCAGAGAGAGAGGGUUGAAGGUAUGUUCCGAGUGGAGGUCCCCCUGGUGUUGCUAGGUUACAGUCAGGCUGCUGAUGAGGUGCUUGAGAUGACCACACACACACACCUCCAACUGUUCAUCACUCUGGAACCCACCCUCAGUGUACUGCCACCUCUCAAGGACAAGUUUGAGAGUGAGGAGGAUCCCAGACUCCUGGGUCGUUCCCAGGCAUGGAUCAGGAAAAUCAGAGACCGAUUUCCAAAGAGAAACUAUCUUGCAACUGCUCUCGAUGUUGGUGGUAGACAUGUGUUUGUGACAAGGUUUGUAAAGGCCCAGAAUCCACCAGUGGAGAUCAUGCCACCACAGGACGCUCCCUGGACAGUAGCUGCCAUGGAGCAGCUUGCCCACUAUGUGUCGCUAAUUCCAUUCCUAUCUGACACUCUGACGUUCUCUGGUGAGUGCGAUAUCUGGAACACCUCGGAUCAAUUCCUGCACAUGCUUGCUGGUGAUGAGGAGGAGCAUGCUCUGUUGCUAUGCAACUACUUGCUUCACUGUGGACUCGAGGCUUGGGUUGUAAUGGGACACGCCAUUCCAGAAGGCAGUACAUCGUACGUGCUGACGUGUCACCCUGGGCUGCCGUUGGGGAGUAAGUUGAGUAGGUACCUCCUCUGGAACCCCAACACAGGCCACCACUACCUCCAUGACGAGCCACACAUUCCACUCAAGUCUGUUGGCUGCGUCCUUAAUCAGUACAACGUAUGGGCCAAUGUGCAAGAGGAGGAAGACCCUGCGAAGAUUAGAUAUGACCUGUCUAACUCGAAACACUGGCAGCCUCUGUUCCCCUUUGACAUGCCUCCGCUGGACUCAGUGCAACAAGAGCUGGACUACUGUGAGACUGACAUUGGGAGAGUUAGGGACCUGCAAGAAAAGAUUGAGAGAACCAUUCACGAUCACAUCACUUCACUGAGGGAUCGCUUUAUCACUAGAUGGAACAGACAUUGCUCUCAAGUACUUCACACCCUCCUGCCCAGACUAGAGGAGAGCUACCCCGCCUCUCCACCACACACUGAGCUCAACGAGAUCACCGCUAGCUACAAGUUGACUGGGUUUCCCGUUCAUUCUCCUUAUGUGGAUGCCCAACAUCUGGUGGCAGCAGUUGAGAGAACAGGAGUUCAUUUGUGUGAGGACCCACAAGUGGAGUUUGCUCUGGCAGUGUAUGUACACCCUUAUCCCAAUGACAUUGUCUCCAUAUGGUUGUACAUAGCAUCUCUUAUACCUAAUUAAUCACUUAUAAACAAACAGUCAUGCUUCAUAUAUAAUUAAGUCUUGAAUUGGUACUUCAUGUAUUAUUAAAAUAAUGACCACAAACUAUCAUAAAA
Molecule: messenger RNA, 5236 nt
Organism: Halichondria panicea
Lineage: Eukaryota; Metazoa; Porifera; Demospongiae; Suberitida; Halichondriidae
Product: coiled-coil and C2 domain-containing protein 2A-like
Exons: 36
Coding region: 126-5141 (1671 amino acids)
Biological process (GO): protein localization to ciliary transition zone; non-motile cilium assembly
Cellular component (GO): ciliary transition zone
Source: RefSeq, a predicted model, not a curated record